Messenger RNA from Amaranthus tricolor (Joseph's coat), 2568 nucleotides. RefSeq lists its product as uncharacterized. Lineage: Eukaryota; Viridiplantae; Streptophyta; Magnoliopsida; Caryophyllales; Amaranthaceae. The record is from RefSeq and is a predicted model, not a curated record. The transcript has 4 exons. Bases 356 to 2449 code for a protein of 697 amino acids.
UCCAUUUCCAAUUUCCAUCAAGCUUCUUCACUCAAUCAAUUUCAACACUAGUAUUUCAAUGUCUUUUCAUAUCUUUAUUUUCUUGAAAAAUUAUUUCCUUUAAAUUGCUUCCUUCAUAUCCGAAAUUCUGCCUUCUUAUUUCUUUUUUUUUUUUUUUAUAAUUUCAUUUUCUUUUCUGAGCGGAAUCAUCCUUCUUCCCCUUUUCAAUUUUUGUUUUAUUUUUUUGAUUCCGUAUCGAUUUCUGUUCUGCAAGGAAGUUCUGAAUGAUUCUUACACCGCUCGUUUCAGUAUUUUUUACUACAGCCUACAGUGGUUUUGAGGCAAUAUGUUAGUAGCUGAAUGAAGGCAUUGAGAAAUGGCAACAGAAAGCGUUCUUGCAAAGUUGAUGUGUUUUGAUAAGCCAUCUGUCUCUCAUACUACAAAUCAAAGGAAAAGAGUACUCUCGGAGAAUUAUUUUAAGAACAUUGCUUCAGUUACUAAUAGGAAGAAAGUGUUGCCAUUUUCAGAUGAUGCUGAUAUUGACAUGGAUUUUGAUGACGAUUUGCCAUGUAGAACUGAGAAUUCUUUGCAUACUGGAACAUCAUUUUCCCUACCUAGUUCCACUUUUAGCGAUCAGAAACGAAACAAUUUGUUAUCUAAUGGAAUGAGUCUUCAAGAGAGGAGAAUGGGUACCUCCUUAUUGUCAUCUAGAUCCUCUUUUAGUAAUCAGCCGCGAAAAAAGUCAUUGUCUGAUGGAAUGCGUCUUGAAGAGAAGAGAGUGAGUUGCUUGUCCUUCGACAGCAUAAAAUCCUCGAAUCAAAGUAGUCUGGCAUCUCGGCAAAUAGCACAGCUAAUUACCGGGCAAGUGAAGCAUAGUAUGUGGCAUAGCUUUGCUGAGUUAUCCAGUUGUAGGACUAGAACUGAAAAGAGUCUUAGAAAUGAAGAGGAGAAAAGUAGGACUUCUUAUAUACAUUCAUUGAAUUCAGAGAAAAAACCCCAGAAUUUGACAAAGCAUGUGUCUGAAAGAUGGAGAAAGAGAAAGUGCUUCCAAGAGGAAAGAACAUCUCACAGAGGCAAAACCCGAGAUGAAGUGUUUGUUACUAGUAUUAAUGGAAGGAAUUACGUCCCGAAUACUCGUGAUGAUAAUUUCAGCAAGGUUUUUUACACUAGCUAUAUGAAUGGGUGGCCUGUUCUUGGUGCCAGAUACUUGUCUAAACCAUCGCUCAACCCUUCCGCUUGGAUUCCAAAUAGUGGAGCAAGACAAUUUUCUCUUGAUAGAAAUUGGUGUUUGAGACCAGGAGAAUGGGUCAGUAAACAAUGCAAUGACACAGACGGGCCCAACAAUCAGCAAGAAGCUUCUGUUACCUUCAUUGAUUCAGAUAAGCUUGUAAAGAAAAGCUCGUGUGAAGAAUCAUUUACACCUUCUGAGUCUUUAGGUAGAAGUUCUGAAGUUAUGGAUGCACCAAAUCCCUCAUAUCAUGAGUCCCACGACAUUCUAGUUAAGACGGAGGCUAGGGACCUACACAAGGAUGAAUCUCAAGACAGCAAAGUUGAUUCCUUGUUUAGAAUGUGUAAUCUUGCUCCAUUAAGUUUGGACUCUAAGGACAUUACUGAUAAAGAGAAUGAAAAAUUGAACACAUGUAUCAAAUUAAUGAAGGAUAACUUGUCCGGUGAUGCAGAGUCUUGCAAAAUCAAGUUGAAAGACCAAAGUUAUUCUUAUGAACAACCAUGUUCUCCUAUUAGUUCAUUGGAAGGGCCAGAAGGUUGUAGCCAUGUUUUGAAUACAACGGCAGAAGCAGGGAAGGAUUUGUCAGUUUCAGCGUGCUUUGAGAACGAUGACGAAGUUUAUGUAGGUUUGCAAAGAAAGCUUCAAGUGAUAGAUACAAUGUCUUUAGAAUCUUUCUCAGAGGGCCUGGAGAUGGUUGUAUCUAGUGAUGAGGGUGAUAAUAGAAGUUCAGUCGGUUUCUAUCAGAACGAUCCACAAAUUAUCGAAAUUUGUCAAACUUUGGUUAAAGAAUGCUGGGAUUUCUCUUAUGUUGUCGAUAUAGUAGAAGGGUAUGGUUUUCAAACGAACAACUUGGAAGAAAUGGACCCAUUGGACCCAUCGGUGUUUGAUUCACUAGAGAAGAAGUAUGGUAAGUCUAUGCUGUGGGAGAGAUCCGAAAGAAGGCUCUUAUUUGAUCGCUUAAACUUGGGUCUCAUCGAGAGUGUCAAACCUUCAGAUGGUUUAAACACAUGGAGAAAACCUUUAGCAAAAAGAUUUCGUGCAAGACAAAAACGUCAGAAGGUUGAGGAUGUGUUGUGGUCUAUACUAAUGAACCAACAAGAGGAGUUGAAGCGGGAUUCAUCUGAUAAGGUGUGUAGAAGGGAGAUGGAAUGGUUAGACUUAGAGGAAGAUGUUGAUUUGAUAGUAGUAGAAUUAGAGAGAUUUUUGGUAGAUGAACUUAUAGAUGAGUUUGUGUGCAUGUAGAUAUGUUCAAUGUUGGGUAGGAGUUAAAGUCAUUCAAUUUGUGUAGAUUGCAGUUUUUUAGAAUCUGUAUGUUCCCAAAUCUUAACUGAAAAAGUAUGGCACAUAGGGGUUUUGGGUUA